This is a messenger RNA of Perkinsus marinus ATCC 50983, 315 nucleotides long. RefSeq lists its product as hypothetical. Bases 1 to 315 code for a protein of 104 amino acids. The transcript has 4 exons. NCBI's taxonomy places the organism in Eukaryota, Perkinsozoa, Perkinsida, Perkinsidae. The record is from RefSeq and is a predicted model, not a curated record.
AUGGUUUCUAAUACUAUCAAGGAUGACCUUAUCAAUCGUGGGUUAUGGAAUAACGCCAAGUAUUGGAGUAAAUUCGGUGAGAUGUUAGAUAUAGGUCUCCCUGUAGAGGAUAGUUAUCAGAUGGCUAAGGAAUAUAUGGAUACACUCAAUAACAAGGAGAGCUCGAGACGUCACCAUGCUAAGAGAGUACCAGGGAAGGCUGAUGACAAGAAGAGCAACAUAGAGGAUGAAGAAGUUGGUGAAUGCCCAGUAUGUGGUAAAACUGGUAUACCUCUCAUCGACCUUCAACGUCAUGUUAAUGAUUGUUUACAAUGA